Molecule: messenger RNA, 1027 nt
Organism: Trifolium pratense (red clover)
Lineage: Eukaryota; Viridiplantae; Streptophyta; Magnoliopsida; Fabales; Fabaceae
Product: agamous-like MADS-box protein AGL12
Exons: 7
Coding region: 191-796 (201 amino acids)
Biological process (GO): positive regulation of transcription by RNA polymerase II
Cellular component (GO): nucleus
Molecular function (GO): RNA polymerase II cis-regulatory region sequence-specific DNA binding; protein dimerization activity; DNA-binding transcription factor activity, RNA polymerase II-specific
Source: RefSeq, a predicted model, not a curated record
GUUAUAUAAAGGCCUUAAUCCUCAUUAAAUGAGAGAAAAUAAGUAAGAAACUCAAAGAAAGAGUACUAACCUUGUUUGCUGCAACAACCUCGAAGCUAGUUCAAACUAGUGGGAGGUUGUGUGCAUAGAAGCGCACGAAAAAAACAAAAUAUUUGUUACUUAGUUCAAUUCAAGUUCAUCGAAAAUCAACAUGGCUCGUGGAAAGGUUCAGCUGAAGCGAAUUGAGAACCCGGUUCAUAGACAAGUUACUUUUUGUAAGCGCCGAGCAGGGCUUCUGAAGAAGGCUAAGGAGCUCUCUGUGCUUUGCGAUGCUGAAAUUGGCCUUGUCAUUUUCUCCGCUCAUGGAAAGCUCUAUGAACUCGCCACCAAAGGAAGCAUGCAAGGGCUUAUAGAGAAGUACUUGAAGUUCACACGUGGGACUCAACCUGAAGCUAUCACUGAACCACAUCCUCUUGUAAUGGAUGCUAAAGAGGAAGCCAAUGUGAUAAAACAAGAGAUCGAAACAUUGCAAAAGGGCAUCCGGUAUUUGUUUGGAGGAGGAUUAGGUACAAUGGCAAUGGAUGAAUUACAAGUUCUAGAGAAGAAUCUUGAAAUCUGGAUGUAUCAUGUUCGGUCAAUGAAGAUGAACAUUAUGUCAGAAGAAAUUCAAGCUUUGAGAGAUAAGGAGGGAACACUUAAGGCGGCAAAUAAAUAUCUCCACGAUUUGGUGUUGGAGAAUACUUCCGUCACUAACUUUGUUCCAUUAGUUGAUACCUCGUACCCACUAAUUAUACAAGAUGGGAUUUUUCAGCUCUAGGGGAUGAGUUGGAAUAUUAUUAUUAAUAUUGUAUAAUAUUUUAAUAAGUUGUGAAUGUGUUGUAUCACAUUAAACCCUAAUGCUUGGAGUAUGACCAAUAAUAAUUUUAGACUACUUAUGCUUUGUUGUAAGGUGGAAGAUGUUGUUGUGAAUUCUAAUACUUUUCGGAAUAAGUUCACAAUGUGAAGUGUAAGAAAUGUGUGGUUUAUGUAUGACUAAUUACAUUCUGAA